AUGGCGAUGCAGGCGGUGCUGGCCGUCGUCUCCCUGCUGCUGCUUCUGUGGCCGGCACGCCGCGCCGGCGCCGCCGAGUACGUGGUCGGCGACGUCGGCUACGGCUGGGAAUCCGGGUCCGGCAUCAACUACGCUGCCUGGGCAAGGGAGUACUCCUUCGCCGUCGGGGAUGUCCUAGUUUUCCAGUACGUGAGCACCCAGCACGACUUGUACGAGGUGACCGAGGAGGUCUACCGGUCCUGCGACACCACCGCCGGCGGCGGCAACGGCGUGCGCGUCAAGUACACCAGCGGCUACGACCGCGUGGUGCUCGACGAGGCGAGGGGAUACUGGUUCAUCUGCGAUUUCCCCGGCCACUGCCUAGGAGGCAUGAGGCUCGCCGUCAACGUCUCCGCCACCCCGCCGCCGGCGCAGGAGGAGAAGGAAGUGGCGGGUCGCCGACGCCUGUGA
Messenger RNA from Sorghum bicolor (sorghum), 450 nucleotides. Its product is annotated as basic blue protein. The transcript is spliced from 2 exons. Gene Ontology annotation, cellular component: plasma membrane. The coding region runs from base 1 to 450 and encodes 149 amino acids. Gene Ontology annotation, molecular function: electron transfer activity. The record is from RefSeq and is a predicted model, not a curated record. Lineage: Eukaryota; Viridiplantae; Streptophyta; Magnoliopsida; Poales; Poaceae.